UAGGGGGAGGGUGGGGGGGGAGCCACACCGCAAGCUGCGGCCACCGCUCCCUUCUCCUCCUCCUUCGUGAAGCGCCCUCUACCCCGCCCCUCUCCCCGCCCGGGACUCCUGAGAGAGAGCCUUGGUGGCCACAAAAUGGCGGACGGGGAGCUGAACGUGGACAGCCUCAUCACCCGCCUGCUUGAAGUACGAGGAUGUCGUCCUGGGAAGAUUGUUCAGAUGACCGAAGCAGAAGUUCGGGGCUUGUGCAUAAAAUCACGGGAAAUAUUUCUUAGCCAGCCUAUUCUCCUGGAACUAGAGGCACCUCUGAAAAUUUGUGGUGAUAUUCAUGGUCAGUAUACAGACUUGCUGCGAUUAUUUGAAUAUGGAGGAUUCCCACCAGAAGCUAAUUAUCUUUUCCUUGGAGAUUACGUAGACAGAGGCAAACAGUCUCUGGAAACGAUUUGCCUAUUACUGGCAUAUAAAAUCAAGUACCCAGAAAACUUCUUUCUUUUAAGAGGAAACCAUGAGUGUGCCAGCAUCAAUCGGAUCUAUGGAUUCUAUGAUGAAUGCAAGCGGAGAUUUAACAUUAAGCUGUGGAAGACCUUCACAGACUGUUUUAACUGUCUGCCUAUUGCAGCCAUUGUGGAUGAGAAGAUCUUCUGUUGUCAUGGAGGACUUUCUCCAGAUCUUCAGUCAAUGGAACAGAUACGGAGAAUUAUGAGACCUACAGAUGUUCCUGACACAGGCUUGCUGUGUGACCUGCUGUGGUCUGACCCAGACAAAGAUGUGCAAGGUUGGGGUGAAAAUGAUCGUGGGGUCUCUUUCACUUUUGGUGCUGAUGUGGUCAGUAAAUUUCUCAAUCGUCAUGAUCUGGAUUUGAUCUGUCGAGCUCACCAGGUGGUUGAAGAUGGAUAUGAAUUCUUUGCUAAACGGCAGUUGGUCACCCUAUUCUCAGCUCCAAAUUAUUGUGGAGAGUUUGACAAUGCGGGGGGCAUGAUGAGUGUGGAUGAAACUCUGAUGUGUUCCUUUCAGAUAUUGAAACCAUCUGAAAAGAAAGCCAAGUACCAGUAUGGUGGACUGAAUUCUGGGCGUCCAGUCACUCCACCCCGCACAGCUAAUCCACCGAAGAAGAGGUGAAGAAAGGAAUAAUGUAGAAACACCAUCAGAUAUGUCAAGGACAAAACUCCAUAUUACAGUAUAUAAUAAGUGUGCACUGUAAAACCAUCCAGCCAUUUGACACCCUUUAUGAUGUCACAUGUUUAACUUAAAGAGACGGGUAAAGGAUCUUUAUUAAUUUUUUCUAGUAGAAAGAUGUGCGACACUGUAUUGUAACAAGUAUAGCUCCAAGUUCUAAUAUCCAGCAUAGAGUAAAAGAAAAGUUUAGGAGAAAACUAUUGCAACUACAUAUUCACAUUUACCACGGUUUUUAAAGUUGACCAACAUCCCAGUUAAAACUCGAUGUAGUAGUUAAACCAGAUGAGAGCAUGGUGUUCCAUUUGUGUAAUGUGGUCUUAUUGUUGCUUGAUUGCUUUUACUUUGGUUAUUUUGUAGCUAGAAUGAUGCGAAUAUUGUAUCUAGUCAUAUUUCCCAGCUCUAUGUGAAAUUGAAAGAAGAAAGGGGCUUUUUAGAACCACCAUUGGUCUCUUAUCCUCCCCCUAGACCCCUAUUGUUAAUAAUAUUGCCGCCCAAAUGUGUGCCCCAUUAUAAUGCAAAGUUUAUAGUAUGGUAGUGAUUAAAAAGGUAAACUAAGUCCAAAAUGCC
Messenger RNA from Cuculus canorus (common cuckoo), 1743 nucleotides. It is a transcript of the gene PPP1CB, whose product is annotated as protein phosphatase 1 catalytic subunit beta. The coding region runs from base 136 to 1119 and encodes 327 amino acids. Lineage: Eukaryota; Metazoa; Chordata; Aves; Cuculiformes; Cuculidae. The transcript has 8 exons. Gene Ontology annotation, biological process: circadian regulation of gene expression; regulation of circadian rhythm. Gene Ontology annotation, cellular component: nucleus; cytoplasm. The record is from RefSeq and is a predicted model, not a curated record. Gene Ontology annotation, molecular function: protein serine/threonine phosphatase activity.